This is a messenger RNA of Cydia fagiglandana, 2799 nucleotides long. It is a transcript of the gene cta, whose product is annotated as guanine nucleotide-binding protein subunit alpha homolog. Gene Ontology annotation, cellular component: heterotrimeric G-protein complex; brush border membrane. Gene Ontology annotation, biological process: adenylate cyclase-modulating G protein-coupled receptor signaling pathway; Rho protein signal transduction. The transcript has 3 exons. Gene Ontology annotation, molecular function: guanyl nucleotide binding; G-protein beta/gamma-subunit complex binding; GTPase activity. The record is from RefSeq and is a predicted model, not a curated record. The coding region runs from base 194 to 1321 and encodes 375 amino acids. Lineage: Eukaryota; Metazoa; Arthropoda; Insecta; Lepidoptera; Tortricidae.
AGCCCAAGUUUUCUCUUGAGUUUGGGAGGGGUGAUUACUGGAAUGCGUGUAUAUUUCUGAAUUGAGUUUAAAAAAAUAUUUAUCAGUGCAUACGUAGUGCUAUUACGAUAAUAUGUGUACAAUGAACCGUUUAAUAUGUGUUUAACAUCACGUGCUUAAUUUCACUUUCUAUGGGCGUAGAUAAUCAUGCAAAAUGGCCAACGAUUUGUGGUCAUGUACCUGUUGUACGGAGGCGCUGACUUGCUGGCUGCGGCUGAAGCUGUCUCCGGAGGAGAUCGAGCAGCGCUACAGGAGCAAAGAGAUCGACCGGAUAUUAGAGAAGGACAAGCAGACACUGCGACGGCAGGUGAAGCUGCUGCUGCUCGGCGCUGGUGAAAGCGGGAAGUCGACAUUCCUCAAACAGAUGAGGAUCAUACACAAAGUGAAGUUCGAGCCUGAGUUGGUGCGGGAGUACCAGCAUGUGAUAUAUCAGAAUAUAGUGAAAGGAAUACAAGUUCUAGUUGACGCGAGGGACAAAUUGGCGAUACCGUGGGAGAAUCCUAGAAAUUUGGAUGUGGGACAGCAGGCUUUGCACUUUAACAGCACGCAGACUCUGGACAGCCGGCUGUUCAUGCACUACGCGCCGCACAUACACUCCCUGUGGCUCGACAGGGCCAUCAAGAGGGCCUAUGACAGGCGGAGAGAGUUCCAACUGAGCGACUCUGUAAGCUACUUCUUUGACGAGCUGGAGCGCAUAGCGCGACCAGACUACAUGCCUUCCCACCAAGACAUCCUGCACUGUCGGAAAGCCACCAAAGGCAUCUCCGAGUGCACCAUCAACAUCAACAAUGUACCCUUCGUGUUUGUGGACGUCGGCGGGCAGAGGACGCAACGGCAGAAGUGGACGCAAUGUUUCGACUCGGUCACGUCGAUAUUGUUCCUCGUGUCUUCGUCGGAGUUCGACCAGGUGUUGUCUGAAGACAGGAGAACGAAUCGUCUCGAAGAGGCGCUCAACAUCUUCGACACGAUCGUGAACAACGUCAACUUCAAAGGCAUUUCCAUAAUCCUGUUCCUCAACAAGUCAGACUUACUAGCGAAAAAGGUCGCUAGCAAAGAGACGGACAUUCGCUGGUACUACCCCCAGUUCGCUGGCGACCCGCAUAACUUGGCGGACGUGCAAAUGUUCUUGCUGGACAUGUUCGCGAACGUUCGCCGGGAACCAAAGACAACACUGUAUCACCACUUCACAACAGCCAUAGACACGUACAACAUUGAGGUCGUCUUCAACUCCGUUAAAGACACCAUCCUUAACCGUAACCUUGAAUCACUUAUGCUACAGUGAUAGUGUUAUAUUGUGAUAUCGGCGUGCAUAAUAUGAAAGACACUUAUGGAGCAUUCCACGGGCUGUCCCGUACAAACGCAUUUUAAUUCCGGUGUUGCGAGUUUUUUUCGGCAUUUGAAGCAGGCGAUUAUUUUUCUGUGCGCAUUUUUAGACCAUUUGUCAUAGAAAAGGAAACUCUUAUACCUGCAAAUCUUCAGAAAUUCGCGUUUUUACGGGACAAACGGUAGACAAUUUCAUGGAAUGCUCCUUAUGUUAGUUACUCCGGGCCUCCGCGCGGCCUAAUUGUUGUAAAAUAUGUAAUUUGACAUGUAUUUAUUUACCAAUAAUAAAUGGUAAAAGCUAUGUAUAGUCUAUCGUAACGAUAUUUGUAUAUCAGUAUAUUUAUGACCAAAAAAUGUAGAUUUUGCACUUGGAAAAAUGUAUUAUUAUGAUCACGUUUUUAAGGGAUACGUUUCUACGAGUAUACGUAGGGGACUGUAGUAGUUAGUGGGGGUAGACUUAUUGUCAUGGACAAAUUUGUGUAAAGCAAUAUUGUUUUAAAUGCUCCAUUAGGUUAUUCGAAGUCCAUCGAAUGAUUGUUACUUAAACUCCAAAAAUCGUUAUUAUUACUCGGAUUUAGAGUUAUUAGUGAAUUGUAGUAUCUACGCUCAAAACUUUUGCCAAGUGACAAGUGAUAAUAUCGAUUUUUUAAAGCUUAUGUGAAUUUGUAAGUUGUAUCAGAGACAAUUAAAUAAUAAACACUGCUAAUCUUCAUACAAAUACCGUUUCUUUGUUGUAGUAUCUCGAAAUGGCGUCAUUAUACGUGAAGCUUCAGUCCCAUAUAUAGGUAUGAUCUAUAGCGCUAGGAACAGAUACAAAUAACAGCGCCAUCUUGUGAACCGGUCUCAGCAAAUUUCCCAACGUCGUCUAGAGGUGCUGAAUACGAAAAUACACAUUUUUUGUAUGAAAUUUAGCAGUCUGUUAAAAUGUCUCUGGUUGAACCUGAUGGGCAUGCAAUAUAAUGAGUGCCAAGUCGAGACCAGGUGCGUUGCGGUCUCUUCUAUUUAAGGUGUAAUGUCACAAACUACCGAUAGGUGUCGCAUGAGUAGAAUAGGUCUUUUGAAUUGAGAAAAAACACUUUUAACAAAAAUAAAACUUUGUAAGUAAGUAUAUGGUGCAGUAAAGUGCCAAUCACAGAAAAUAAGUUGCCUUGGUUCAAAAUACCUCUAUCAGUGCUGACACCUGAUUCCUUGUAAGGCAGAAGUUCCCAACCCAAGAUAGCAAUAAUAAGACUAGGAUGGUGCGGAAAGUUUAACAGCAAUAUAGCAAACCCGUAGAUUUUCAAAGAUCUUGUCACCACAAAAUUUAAAAGGGCUCUUUUUACUUGGCUCAACGCAAAGGUUGGGAACUAUUGCUUUAAGAGUUUAAGGGAAACGAAAGCUUCUCUUCAAAAUUACAUUUACUGUGAUUAAAUUGAAAUUAAAAGCUGCUACAGCAAC